Molecule: messenger RNA, 2870 nt
Organism: Schistosoma curassoni
Lineage: Eukaryota; Metazoa; Platyhelminthes; Trematoda; Strigeidida; Schistosomatidae
Source: the annotation of a GenBank genome assembly
AAAAACAGUAAAUUAAGUGAAAAAUAAACACCAUUUACCGAUUAGCAAAUGAUAUAAUUCUACUUAAUUUUAUAGAUUAAAGUGGAAUCUAUUUUACUCAUAUCAAAUAACCGGAGUCUCUCUCUCUCACAGUCUUGUAUAUGAGCACAAAUUCUAGAAAUUAUGAAUCAUAUUUAUUAUAUCCAAGUUUACAUUCAAAUCAACAGGUGAAUGUUUCAGUACAUCGAACGUGUUCAAACAUUACAGAUCCAUUUAGAAGUAACAAUAAUAAUUACAAUCAUCAAAUAAAUUUAUUAAAUAUGUCAUAUGUGAAUUCAAUAUUGUCACCAUCUCAACGUACCUAUUUAACUCAACAAUCUUCAUUCAAUCCUACAUCUAUUAUUAACAAUAACAAUUUAAGUAUACUUAAUAUACCUAUCACUUCAUAUAAUACUAAAACAUUAUACAAAGAUGAUACAAUACAUACGUCUGUUAGCAACAAUAAUGUAAAUUCAAGAAAAACGGAGACAAUUUUAUGUUUAAAACGUUUAUUCACCUUUUUAUUAUCACAUGUUGGUUUAGCUAUUCUAGUUAUUAUUUAUACCAUAAUAGGUGGUUCAAUCUUUUACGCUGUAGAACGUGAACAUGAAUCACAAAUAAAACUUAAAAUGUUUGAAAAACGUACCAUUUUAAUUAAAGAUUUAAUAUUAGAAUGGAGAAAUUCACAAUUAGAAUUAUUCCAUACAAUAUUGAAUCAUGUAAAUAUUAUUCAACAAUUUGAAGAAACAAAUUUUGGCAAAAAAUUCAAUAUUCAUUCAAAUUUAUAUGAUUCCAUUGAACAUUUAACUAAAAUAAAUAGUCAUAAUAAUAAACUAUAUUUAACAAAUCUAUUAAAAGAUGAACAAAAACAACAAUUAUAUGGUUUAUCAUGGUAUUUAUCAACAUUAGGAUGGCCAAAAAGAAUAUUACCACAAUGGUGGUUUUAUAAAAAUUAUACUCAUAUUAAUAUACAACAAGAAAUCGAAUUACCUAGUAACAUAAUAACAGAUAAAUUAAUCAAUAAAACAUUAGACAAUUCAACUUCUAUAUUGAUCAAUUCUAUGAACAAUUCAAAUGAAUAUAAUGUAACUACCUCGUCUUUAUUGAAUGUAACCAAUUCAAUAAAAUCAAUAAAUAAUGGGACACAAUUACCAAUAUCAAUAUCUAAUAAUAAUAAUAAUAAUAAUAAAAAUAAUAAUAAUACAUUCAAUUUACAAUUCAAAAAUGAUACACAAAUAGAUCAUCUAUAUUUUUCUAAAAAUUUAAUUAAUUCAUUACCAAAACAUAUUAUACUACUGACAAAAUUAGAUGAUAUAUUACCAAUUAUAUUAAAUAAAAGUUAUCAAAUUGAAAAUAAUUUACAAUAUAAAUUAGCUAAAUAUGUUGAACAAAUUAUAAUCGCUAUAAAAGAUGAAGGAUGGAAUGGUUCAGAGCAUACAGAUGAUUUUAAUUGGACAUUUGAAGGAAGUAUUUUAUUUGCUGUCACUAUUAUAACAACAAUAGGUAAGAGAAAUAAUACUAACUAUAUAUAUAUAUAUAUAUCGAAUAGUGAUUACGAAAAUUAUGGUUAGUUUUUGAUAGAGUUUUGUUUUUCUGAGCUGGAUGGUUUGGUCGUGGAGCUUUCAUCGUUCUUCUGAACGACAUCAUCAACACAAACUUCAGAUAGAAGUGAAGUGUUCGAAUUUCUCCAUAUACAUUUCACAGCUUGUUCUGUACAUAACGAUGUACAAAGCAAUUAAGUGAACAGUUUACUAUAUCUCAUAUUCACAUUUACACUUAUUAAUUUGUUUACUUAGAUUGAUGAUUAAAACUACCCGGCAAACAGAGAAUUGAUUCAAAUAUAAUCUUUAAUUAUAUCCAGUACCAUAAAUAAGUGAUUUUUUAUCUCAAAUAAAGAUUAUACAGUUCUUGAGGGUUUGUUGAUUCUUGUUAAUGAUAUUCAAAACCGCAAAUGAUCAGUUUCUGUUGGCAUGUUAACACUAUGCAUAGACUGCCUCAAUAUAGAAUUAUAUCACAAACCCCAGUAUAUUUGAUGUGAAACCAGCAAUUUAAUGCAGAACACUUGUUUCUUACUUUUUGAGACUCGCUAUCUGAAUUUACCUGCUUCCCAGCGUUCGUAUUCAUAUUAAGACUUUAGUCCAGUAAGGUUCACUUGUAACUUCGAUUUAUUAUUCACAGAGCUAGUCAGGGCAAAGCAUUCGUCCAGGAUUUCAUAUCUACCGACAUACCCAAUAAACUAAUAUAUAAUAUUACUUAGUAAUGAAAAUAACCGACUUCUAAACAUAUAAGCUACACCACCACAUACACAAAUUUCAUAACUACUCAAUAAGUUAGUCGUCAUAUAAUCAGUUCAAUAUUAGUCGACUCACUUGUAAGUGUUAAAUAAGUCAGUUUGCUAAAAAUUACCUAGACUCUAACAUACUAGCUCUGAGUGUACUCACAGUCUAGUAAUAAUCUCAAUAACUGAUCAAUUCAAAGCCAAAGUUAAUUAAAUAUUGGUUCACCUAAUUUAUAUUGACAAACAUUAACUAAAUAGUUUAUAGAAAUUCAUUAGUAAAUAGACAUUUUUCAUUACAGUUGCAUAAUAACCUACUAAGAAAGCUUAGUGAAUCAAUAAAAAAUUAAAAUACAGUUAGCAACUAAUCUUUUCUCUAUUCAUCAUCCAAUUUUUUCCUUUAAUAUAAUGAAAACUGAAUAACUAAAUUGUUAUUAUUAUUUGUAAUUAUAAAAUGUUAAGUUCGUAUGUUACAUUAAAGAAAUAUUUGUCAGAUCUUACAUUGAUGAUAAUGAAUGAUUGACUAUUUCCAUGAACAUUUAAAAUAACCUUCUAACUAUGUUCAUUCAAUAAAUCC